AUGGCUGCUCCGACUCAAGUCAAGACCAUCACUGUCGACAACGGCAUCGACGUCUUUUAUCGUGAGGCCGUACCCGUCUCUUCGCAAGACCCCAGUGCGUUGCCUGUGGUCUUGCUCCUCCACGGCUUCCCUUCAUCGUCGUUUCAAUAUCGCGACCUCAUCCCGCGUCUUGCCCACAAGUACAGGGUAAUUGCCCCCGACUUGCCCGGCUACGGCUUCACGGUCGUCCCCGAGGCACGCAAGUACGAGUACACGUUUGCGUCGAUCACGACGACCAUCAUCAGCUUCCUGGACGCGCUCAAAAUCGCGAAGUUCGCUGUGUAUGUGUUCGAUUACGGUGCGCCCACGGCCUUCAGGCUCGCUCUUCAGCGCCCCGAGGCCAUCACAGCCCUUAUCACACAAAACGGAAACGCAUAUGUGGAGGGCUUGGGCGCAUCCUUCUGGGCGCCCCUCCAGGACGCGUGGGCCAACCCGACUCCGGAAAAAGUGAAGGCUCUCUAUGCCUUCCUCGACCUCGCGACUACCAAGUCGCAGUACGUCACCGGGUCGCCGGACCCGUCCGUCAUCCCGCCGGAGGUGUACUACCUGGACUACUACCUGAUGACACGUCCUGGCAAUGCCGACAUCCAGGUCGGCUUAUUCCUCGACUACAAAAACAACGUCGCGCUCUACCCCGAGUUUCACAAGUACUUCCGCACCCAUCGCCCGCCCACUUUGGCGGUAUGGGGCAAGAAUGACCAAAUCUUCGUCCCCGCGGGCGCAGAGGCUUUCAAGAAGGACCUCCCAGACGCGGUCAUCAAGUUUGUGGACGCCGGGCAUUUCGCUCUGGAGACUGCGCUGGAUAAGAUCAGCGGAGAGAUCUUGACCUUCCUCGCCCGUGUUGGAAUCUAAAUGCACCCACAGGACGCGUCGGAUACUCUAAACCAGUUCAUGUUGCCCCGUGAAAUCAAUGUACCUCUAGAAAC
This is a messenger RNA of Trametes versicolor FP-101664 SS1, 965 nucleotides long. Its product is annotated as alpha/beta hydrolase fold protein. Gene Ontology annotation, molecular function: epoxide hydrolase activity. Bases 1 to 891 code for a protein of 296 amino acids. Lineage: Eukaryota; Fungi; Basidiomycota; Agaricomycetes; Polyporales; Polyporaceae. The transcript has 4 exons. The record is from RefSeq and is a predicted model, not a curated record.